UAGAAAAAAUAGUUGACAGCUCCUCGUCAGGCAUCUCUCCAACAGCAGAGAGCUUCCUGGAUUUUGUUUGCCAAUUUUUGCUGUUCCCUUGCUUUUGUUACACACCCGAUUUUGUGUAGCACCAGCAUGACAUCCACUUUAGACGAAAGCAAUAAGGAAAAAAUCCGCUCAGUUUCAGUGGACUUGAACAAUGAUACUUCACUUCUCAUUGACAUUCCUGAUGCGCUAUGUGAAAGGGACAAAGUCAAGUUUACUGUCCAUACAAAGACGACACUGAGCACUUUCCAGAAGCCAGAGUUCUCAGUUCCCAGGCAGCAUGAAGACUUUAUCUGGCUACAUGACACUUUGGUUGAGACAGAGGAAUAUGCUGGUCUCAUUAUUCCACCUGCACCACCUAAACCUGACUUUGAGGGCCCUCGUGAAAAGAUGCAUAAACUUGGAGAAGGUGAGGCGACUAUGACAAAAGAGGAGUACACUAAAAUGAAACAGGAACUGGAAGCGGAAUACUUGGCUGUGUUCAAGAAAACUGUGCAAGUGCAUGAAGUCUUCCUACAGAGACUCUCCUCGCAUCCAGUUUUAAGCAAGGACAGAAACUUCCAGAUUUUCUUAGAGUACGACCAGGAUCUUAGUGUGAGGAGAAAGAAUGCAAAGGAAAUGUUUGGAGGAUUCUUCAAAAACAUGGUGAAAUCGGCAGAUGAGGUCCUAAUCUCAGGAAUAAAGGAAGUUGAUGACUUUUUUGAGCAGGAGAAGACAUUCCUGCUCGACUACUAUAGCAAGAUUAAAGACUCCACUGCCAAAGCUGAAAAAAUGACCCGAUCACACCAAAAUAUUGCUGAUGACUACAUUCGCAUCUCUGCAACUCUAAACAGCAUUUCCGCGGAUGACAGUACAGCAAAUAAAAAGCACUUAGAGAAAUUGUCUGACCUGUUUGAAAAACUACGAAAAGUGGAGGGACGAGUUGCCUCAGACCAGGAACUGAAACUGACAGAGCUGCUUAGAUAUUACAUGAGAGAUAUUCAAGCAGCCAAGGAUCUGUUGUAUAGACGAGCCAGGGCUUUGGCUGAUUAUGAAAACUCUAACAAGGCUUUGGACAAAGCCAGGCUGAAAGGCAAGGACAUUCCCCAGGCUGAGGAGCACCAGCAGCAGUGUCUGCAGAAGUUUGACAAGCUUUCAGAGUCUGGAAAAAGAGAACUCACAAAUUUCAAGGGCAGGCGUGUGGUGGCCUUUCGGAAAAACCUCAUAGAGAUGGCUGAACUUGAGAUAAAACAUGCCAAGAACAAUGCCACUCUAUUGCAAGGCUGUAUCGACCUCAUCAACAGUAAGUGAUGUACCCACAUAACUCUGCCUUCACCUCCUGUUCAGUGGACACAUGUAGAGCUUUUUAUGGACAUAAAACCCCUCCUUUUUUGACCCAUGGGCCUUAUGUCACUUUAUGAACCUGCCCAAGACCGAGCCAGUGUCUUGUACGUAAGCAGAAUACCUGUAUGUUUACACUCUCCUAUGCUCCACGCUUUAUCCAAUAGUUUUGGUUGUACAAUUUCUUUACGAAUUAUGACUGGCAAUGUAUUUCUGACAAUUUUCCCUUGUUUUAUAUUGUCACAUUUGAUUGUAUUGUCACAUUUGAUUCAUUGAAUUUGAUUAAUAAUAUUAUACUGCCAACCAUAGUUUAACUUCCAUCAAAAAUGCAUGAAAGUAAGAUUGUUUACGUGAUUUACAUUCAACUUUUUAAACACAUUUCCACAUAAUAUGCCUAGUUCAAUUCAUAUUUGCCAAUAAAAUGAUAACAUCAGUGCCUUUUGACAGAUUAAUACCUAACCACAAAUUAAAUACCUAAGCAGCAUAUAACCACAUAUAACCCCCUAACCACAAGCAUUGAUUAAGAAGUGUAGAACCACAUUGAACCACUCCUGGACGACUGAUGGAUUACACCGUCUCAUUAAUUAUGAAGAGACUUUUUAAAAUCUCUUAUUGAAACUGUAUUUUGGUCUAUAAUUUCUUCAUAGGCUUCUACUUGUUUUAUUUUCUCACCUCUGCAGUACAUGUUACGAGAACUGUCUUGUUUUUCUUCUUCUCUUUUUUUUCAAAUUGCAGUCUGCUUGUAUCACAUAAUGUAAAGUAGAUUACUCAAGUUUAAAUUUAAACUGAUGCACUAGAAGGUGAAAAAUAUAUUGCAAUGCGAAUAUGUGGAGUCAAAAUGCAUUAUAGUUUUUUAAAGAAGUGAAUGUUUUUCUUAUGAAUUCCAGUUCAUGUGCAAACCUUCCCAUAGUCUUUAUUGGAGAACACAAGUAUUUUAUAGAUUUGUAAUGAGAAUAAAUAAAUCCUACUUUCCCAAGA
Molecule: messenger RNA, 2334 nt
Organism: Boleophthalmus pectinirostris (great blue-spotted mudskipper)
Lineage: Eukaryota; Metazoa; Chordata; Actinopteri; Gobiiformes; Gobiidae
Gene: snx5
Product: sorting nexin 5
Exons: 13
Coding region: 127-1326 (399 amino acids)
Biological process (GO): pinocytosis
Cellular component (GO): endosome
Molecular function (GO): dynactin binding; phosphatidylinositol binding
Source: RefSeq, a predicted model, not a curated record